Messenger RNA from Echinops telfairi (small Madagascar hedgehog), 3772 nucleotides. RefSeq names its product GTP binding protein 1 (gene GTPBP1). The transcript has 11 exons. The record is from RefSeq and is a predicted model, not a curated record. Bases 47 to 1639 code for a protein of 530 amino acids. Gene Ontology annotation, molecular function: GTPase activity; GTP binding; translation elongation factor activity. Lineage: Eukaryota; Metazoa; Chordata; Mammalia; Afrosoricida; Tenrecidae. Gene Ontology annotation, biological process: translational elongation.
CCUAGUGAGCCCUACAUCAGAGCAGUAUGACAGCCUCCUUCGGCAGAUGUGGGAGAGGAUGGACGAGGGAUGCGGAGAGACCAUAUAUGUCAUUGGGCAGGGAUCAGAUGGGACUGAGUACGGGCUGAGCGAGGCAGACAUGGAGGCCUCCUACGCUACCGUGAAGAGCAUGGCCGAGCAGAUCGAGGCCGACGUCAUCCUCCUGCGGGAGCGGCAGGAAGCCGGCGGCCGAGUCCGGGACUACCUGGUGCGGAAGCGUGUGGGAGACAAUGACUUCCUGGAGGUCAGCGAAGGCAAUGUGGUGAACAAGCCGGACAGCCACGGGGGCAGCCUGGAGUGGACCAAGAUCUGCGAGAAGUCCACCAAGGUCAUUACCUUCAUUGACUUGGCUGGCCAUGAGAAAUACCUCAAGACGACGGUGUUUGGCAUGACCGGCCACUUACCGGACUUCUGCAUGCUCAUGGUGGGCAGUAAUGCUGGCAUCGUGGGGAUGACCAAGGAGCACCUGGGCCUGGCCUUGGCUCUCAAUGUGCCCGUCUUUGUGGUGGUCACCAAGAUCGACAUGUGUCCUGCCAACAUCCUGCAAGAAACACUGAAGUUGCUGCAGCGCCUGCUGAAGUCGCCGGGGUGCCGCAAGAUCCCCGUGCUGGUGCAGAGUAAGGACGACGUGAUUGUCAUGGCCUCCAACUUCAGCUCCGAGAGGAUGUGCCCGAUAUUCCAGAUCUCCAACGUCACCGGUGAGAAUCUGGACCUGCUGAAGAUGUUCCUCAACCUGCUGUCCCCGCGCACCAGCUACCGGGAGGAGGAGCCCGCUGAGUUCCAGAUCGACGACACCUACUCAGUCCCGGGUGUAGGGACAGUGGUGUCGGGGACAACCCUGAGGGGCCUGAUCAAAUUGAACGACACCCUGCUGCUGGGCCCGGACCCCCUGGGCAACUUCCUGUCCAUCGCCGUGAAGUCCAUCCACCGCAAGCGCAUGCCUGUCAAGGAGGUGCGGGGCGGCCAGACGGCCUCCUUCGCGCUCAAGAAGAUCAAGCGCUCGUCCAUCCGGAAGGGCAUGGUGAUGGUUUCCCCACGCCUGAACCCCCAAGCCUCCUGGGAGUUUGAGGCGGAGAUCCUCGUUCUGCACCACCCCACCACGAUCAGCCCUCGAUACCAGGCCAUGGUGCACUGCGGGAGCAUCAGGCAGACGGCCACCAUUCUGAGCAUGGACAAGGACUGCCUGCGCACUGGGGACAAGGCCACAGUGCACUUCCGCUUCAUCAAGACCCCUGAGUACCUGCACAUCGACCAGCGGCUGGUCUUCCGGGAAGGCCGCACCAAGGCCGUGGGCACCAUCACCAAGCUCCUGCAGACCACCAACAACUCCCCGAUGAACUCCAAGCCCCAGCAGAUUAAAAUGCAGCCGACGAAAAAGGGCCCCCUGAGCAAACGAGAAGAGGGAGGUGCCUGUGGCGGGCCAGCAGUUGGUGCCCCCCCACCGGGGGACGAGGCUGCCUCUCCAGGGGCCAUGCAGCCAGCUGCAGCCAGCGGUCUCCAGUCACAGCCCAAGCCCAGCAGUGGGGGCCGGCGACGGGGUGGCCAGCGGCACAAGGUCAAGUCCCAGGGAGCCUGUGUGACGCCUGCCAGCGGCUGCUGACUGGGCCAGCCCACCUCCAGCACCGAGAGAGCCUCACCCUGGCCACGGCAGAGCCAUCCCGUCCCGUCCCCCCAACCCCCACUUUCCAGGGGGCUAUAAUUUAUAAGCUGAGGCACGUGGCCAGACUUCCUGAGGACUGACUGUCACCCCCUCCCCAUCUUCCUGCCCAUCCACACGUUUUUGUACAUCCGGGUCCUUCGUUUUUAUUCUUCUUAUUAUAGAUCUUGAUCUCAUGCAGCGUGUAUGUGCGCGUGUGAGGUGGCCGAUGUGGCCAAUCGGGGCCCUGUCACCUCCCUCCCUCCUUCCAUGGCUGGCCACCAACCUCCAGGAAUGGCCCCCGCUCUGCUCUUCCGUCCGUGUGUCCAUCUCUGUGAAGACCCUCAGGGUCUGUAGGGGCGGUCAGGGAGCGGAGGGGGUGCCUCCCCCUCCCUGCCCCCACCACCCUGCCCUGUGCACCUCUGCACUCGCAGGGCUGCUGCUGUCAGCUCGAGGAGCUUCUUGUCCCGUCCUCUGCCACCAGUCACCUCUGUCCCUGAAAGCCCAAGAACAGGUCAUGCCAAAAGCUGCUAAGUGUCAGCCUGUGGAGGUGUUAGCAGGAGGGGAGGGGAGCCGGAGGGGAUCCUCCCCACCCCCAACUCCGACCCAAAGACCAAGGGUGGGUUUCUCUCAGAGACAAUCUUGGUUGCCAGGGCUGCGGGCCCUGCCAAGCCCCACCAGCCCGGAGCCACCUCCUUCUUGGAAGCUGGCUCUGAACUGUGCUGGGCCCUGGGCCUGCUCGGGGUCAUGUUUUAUAGCCCCUGGAGUGGUGGGGUGGAGGUUGUCCAGACUCUGGACCAGCCUCAUCCCUCCUUCCCCCAGCCUGAAAGGGCCAGGCCGGCGUCGGGUUUGGUGGAGGGUGCCCUGAUUUGGGCCUGGGCGGUGUUUGGGAGCCCUGGCUGGCGGAGCAGGGAUGGAGGGCGUGGAAGAAACGCACAGGGCCCGGGGGCCCUGGAAGAAUCACCCCUUGAGGGGGUUACCGAGGUGAGGCCAGGGUUGGUGAUUCUGCCUGAAGGCCGAUGUAGGGUGAACUGAUGGGCUGAGAGCUGUCCCCUUGCCAGCCGGGGCAGACACCCCCACCUAUCUUCCCCCCUUUUCUGGACCCUUUUUGCUCCCCCCCCCCAUACCCCACCCUAGUUCCCUGUGGCUGUGAGCGGCUCAGACCAGCAUACACAAUAAAAGUUGUUCCAAGUCACCAGUGUCCUGGUCCCUGCCCAGCCCCUCCAGGCAGGUGCAGCCCAGGGGCAGCGCUAUGGCUCUGUCUUCCCGUGAGCGAGUGCCCACUGAGCCCCCGGAGCAGGUCUGGUGGGGGGCAUGGGGAACAGCUUCUCCCCCAGCCGUCUCUGAGCUCCUGUCUCCUCACUGCCAGCUCAAAGCAACCCUGGGGAGGCCAGGGGUUAGUGAGGGCUGGCAUGGGUGUUCUGACCCGGGGUGGGAGUCUAUAAAUGAUGCCCAUCCUCUGCCACCCAUGCCGGCAGAGGCCACAUGCUGGGCUAAGGCCCAGGAAAAGUGCUGCGUGGCUGGGGCUGUGCGUGAGCCUGCUGCUUGGAGGGAGGUGCUGGCAGUUGGGCUUCUCUAGAGGAGGAAGCUGCAGCUCAGAGACGUGGCCCCUGCGAUGGCCCUGCCCCCUCGGUUCACCUGUCAGCAGCUUGGUCUUUCUCUCUCAAGCCCUGCCAUCCCUGCCGCUGGGUUCCUGAGACAGCUGCCCCUGGCUGAGCCCUCUGGGGCCCGCCCCUCUGCGGGCACCCUCUGGCCCUGGGGUCGCUGCUGUGGACCGCCUGCCCCCACAGGCCCUGGCCUCUGCUCCCAGAGCAGACAGAACCUUUGGUGGGAACUCUCUGGGCCCCAGGAGGGUGGUGGCGGCAGUAACCAUGCUGUAUCCAGAAGCCACGGCCACCAUCCUGGCCUCAAGCUCCGAGGGCCGGUGUGGGCUGCAGUCGCUAGCCGUGCCCUGGCAGGCCGCUUGGUGGAGUGUUUCACCGUUGUCGUCAUCCUCCUCGGGACCACAAAGGCCCCAGCCAACCAACCUCCAUUUGGAACAAGACACCAGCCCUUUUGUAGUUGAUGAAGAAUAAAGUUGUUGAUCCAAUCCUCCUA